Molecule: messenger RNA, 1087 nt
Organism: Labeo rohita (rohu)
Lineage: Eukaryota; Metazoa; Chordata; Actinopteri; Cypriniformes; Cyprinidae
Gene: kxd1
Product: KxDL motif containing 1
Exons: 5
Coding region: 177-728 (183 amino acids)
Biological process (GO): lysosome localization
Cellular component (GO): BORC complex
Source: RefSeq, a predicted model, not a curated record
GACAGCAUCACAACAAAAAUGUCUGCCUGCUUUUCGGUGCGGUGAAUUUUGUAUUGUUUCACUAUUAAUAAAAGCGUGCGUCAAAACCUCUGUGAAGUGCGCAACUGAUGAAGACGUUUUUGAAAUAAAAUCAAGGCAGACGCAAACCAGUCAGUGAAUAUUUUACCACCGUCAUCAUGGAUCCCACAGCAUCGGGAAUAUUCUGUAAUAGGAUGCUCAGCAUGGUGAACUCUGAAGAUGUGAACGCCAUCAUUCAAGCUCAGAGACACAUGCUGGACCGGUUUGAAAAGACCAAUGAGAUGCUGAUCAACUUCAACGGACUGUCCAAUGUGCGCUUACAACAGAUGAAUGAACACUUUUUAAUGCACACACGUACUUUAAUAGAGAUGAAAAAAGACUUGGACAGCAUUUUCAGACGAAUAAGGACUUUAAAAGGCAAAGUUGCAAAACAAUAUCCAGAAGCCUUCAACAACAUCAAUGAAUCUUCCAACCUGGAGGACGAUGAUGAUGAAUUCGACCCCAUCCCUCCCAGCAUGGCCACCACCAUCACUACCACUGCAACGUCCGAACAGAGCACGGAGUCAUGUGACACAAGCCCUGAUGUGAUAUCACCCACCAUUAGCUGCUGUUCUGAAGACCCCUCUCAAGAAAACACUGGCACACCAACCUCUGACAGCCACGAACAGCCAGUGUUACGGGACGAGGGGCCAGAUUCAGCUGACAUUUAGAUUUAUGUGAAUAACACUGUGCUGACCACAUCCAAAUGCUACUGUGCGGUGAUGCAAGCCUGCAGCUUAAGGUUUACUAUGCGAAAAUGUUUUUAGUGCUACUAAUUUAGUACUGUUGUUAAAUGUUAUUUCAAUUUUAUGUUUUGUGUUAAGCUUUAUAUUUAAUGACUGUGGUAAUGGCUUGGAAAAAAAUGCAAACUAGCCUACGUUUCGCAAAUAAAGAAGGUUUUAAAGAUACAUUUAAAAACAGACAUGUUUACCUGGUGUUGUGAAUUUUUCAUGUUCAAAACCACAUUAUUUAGUAUUAUUUCUGAACUUAUUAAAAAUGUAUGUCAUUAAAUAAAAGCUUUCUCACAGUG